AUGGCGAAGCGGCGGCGGGCGCAGCACUCACUGACGGCCCUCGCAUGGCUCGCAGGGUGGCUCGCCGCCAGCCUGCUCGUGUCGCUUGUGACGACAAACGCCGUUCCGCUCGAACCCACUCAAGUGCAAUUCCUGAACGAAUCUCAGGCGGCAUGGAAGAGCGUGAAGUUCCCCGGCUUGGACGGCCCCAAACCUGACUGCGACCUGCUUUCUCCAUACGACAUCAGUUGUGACGCGCACGGCAUGAUUGAUAAACUGUUUCUGAGCAACCAAAAUCUGCGAGGGCCCAUUCCGCAAUCAAUCAGCAACCUCAGGAACUUAACUUGGCUAGAUCUCUCCUUGAGUGUACUUUCAGGCAGCAUCCCGGCAGGCGUCGGUGAUCUCAAUCAAAUGCUCUACAUUGACCUCGAGCUUAACUUCCUUGAUGGGUCCAUCCCCUUCCAAAUUGGCUCCAUGAAAAAACUUAUUAGAUUAGACUUCUCUUACAACCAGCUUUCAGGCAGCAUCCCUGCCAGCUUCAGUGAGCUCCGCCAGCUAACGUUCAUAUCUUUGUUCGUUAAUCGUCUCAACGGCUCCAUCCCAUCUGAGCUUGGCUCAUUGACAAAUCUGGAGUCAUUAGACCUCUCUUACAACCAGCUCUCAGGCAGCAUCCCUGCUAGCUUAGGGGAUCUCCGCGAACUCAAGUCCCUGCAUCUGGAUCACACCAAUGUCUCAGGGACUAUCCCACCAUCCCUUGGAGGUCUUCUCUACUUGAAGAACUUCACCACCAAGGACACCAACCUCACAUGUCCGGACAACUACACCAGCUGUGGUCAGACGCAAAACCCUUGGACUGCCUUUUGCCGCAAGUGCCCUUUCUUUUGCGAAACAUGCCUCAAGUCAACAGCGAACCCCAGCGAUAGCAGCGGCUUACCGCUGGGGGCCAUCAUUGGCAUUGUUGUUGCUUCCGUGGUGGUGGUGGUGCUGCUGCUGCUGGCUGCUGUGCUGCUCUGCCUCAGGCACAAGCAGCGGCAGAAGACAACAGCCUUAACCAGCACCGAGUUUUCUCUCUCUGAGGUUGAAGCAGCCACCAGCAACUGGUCUGCGGACAACCAGCUAGGCUCGGGGGCCUUUGGUGACGUGUACAAGGGGGUGUCGCCACGCGAUGGUGUCACAGAGUGGGCUGUGAAGCGCGCCAAGCUGAUCGACGUGGACUUCCAGCGGGAGAUCCAGCAAAUGGCCGACAAGAACCAUCCCAACAUCGUGCGGCUGCUUGGGUUUGCUGUGGGGGGGGACAUGAGGACGCGGCCAGAGCAGGUGCUCAUCUACGAGUUUGUGCCUAACGGCGACCUUGCAACGUGGCUGGACCCAACAAAGUCACCAUUCUCACUGACUCUGCCACAAUGGCUGGGCAUCCUCAUUGGGGCGGCGCGUGGCUUGGAGUAUCUCCACAGCUUUGGCUUCGUGCAUCGCGACAUCAAACCCGCCAACAUCCUCAUCAGCGCCGACAUGCAGGCGAAGAUUGCGGAUUUUGGAUUGGUGAGGGUGGGAGAGGGCACGACAGUGGGUUCUACCCGAGUGAUGGGCACACCUGGCUAUGUGGACCCUGUUUACACGAGGACAAAUAAGGCAACCACGGCCACUGAUGUUUACAGCUUUGGAGUGCUCAUCCUCGUGGUGCUUACGGGACGUUCUUCAAUAGCUGAGCCUGGAAGGGAGAGGAUGCACAUCCUACAUUGG
This is a messenger RNA of Closterium sp. NIES-65, 1719 nucleotides long. The record is from the annotation of a GenBank genome assembly. NCBI's taxonomy places the organism in Eukaryota, Viridiplantae, Streptophyta, Zygnematophyceae, Desmidiales, Closteriaceae.